UGAUGUCUGUGCUGCAUAGUAAGUGACAAAACAGCCUUUCUGUGUGUUUGGCAGGCCGUUCUGGCCACUUGGCUUUGUUUCGGGUUUUAUGCUGGAUCGUUCCCGAACCAUCAAGCCACAUUGACUCAGCAUUGUUCGCGUCAGUCUGUGCGCUUCAUCAAAUCACUUCACUAGGUUGUUGGCAGCACACAGCCCAGUUUGGACUCGUUUUGUGGCGAUAAACCACGGAUGAAGCUCUUAGCGGCCUGGGUAGUCUGCUUUAAGUUUGAGCAAAGGUGUGUCGGCUGUAUUUUCAGCCGGUGUUCUUGGAAGAGUGAUCAAGUUGUUGCACUGAGACUGGAUCACAGAGGAGCAGCUAAUUACAGCCUCUGUACUGUCAACACAUCACCUGAAGAAUGUUCAUCAACAAGAAAAAGCCAUGUAGCAUUUACUAAGCACCUCAAUUGGAUUCAUGAAAUAAUCUGGUACUGGAGAGGACAUGGUCUGAAUUCUGCAUCUGUUGUCAUUGAGCAUCCCAGUUCUGUCUGCAUAAUGCACAUGUUUAUUCAUCGCCAGUGGACUCUAAAAUCACUGCCCCCUGUUGAAUCCAGUUUUUGGACUUUAUCAGCCCCAAAUUAAACACUUUGGGGAAGGGAGCGAGUCCACAAAGCUGAGAGUGUGUGUUCCAUCUUCCUCCUCUUUUCCUCUCCUUGAAUGUAUUAUUGCAAGAUCAUCUACAGCUGAAAUGGAAAGGACUGAAAGUUUGCAGAAGCUAGCACUUUUUCCUUUCGGUAAUAAGUCAACAGCAUUUCAUUUUGGUCCAAUAAAAGUUUUUAUAUAAAACGUUGAUAGAAUCCCAAUUGUAAUCAUGGAGAUAUUUAGAGAAAAAGCAACUUGACUUAAUUUAUUUUUCAUCAGUUUCCUUUUUUUGUAAUUUAUUUAUGUGCUAAAAGUCUAACCCCUAUUUUAUGUUCUGCUAAACACUGUGAUGUAGUUCUUUGACCCUAGAGAAGACUAAUAUAAUAUUUUGAAAGCCAAAUCACUAAAAGAAUCUAGUCUUGGAGAACGAGCUGAACACAGGCACGAAAAGGCCGGAACCCUGGUCACCAUGGCAGCAGAUCACGGCGAACUGCUGGCCGAGAUGGCCACGGUCGGGCGUCUGAGUGCCACGGAGCGCCUGAAGCACGCCCAGAAACGCCGCGCCCAGCAGCUGAAGGCUUGGGCGCAGAUGGAAAAGGACGCGUCCCGAGGAUCCAGGGCCAAAGCGGACAAGAAGAAGAAGCGCACCACAAAAGUGAAGUUCCCCAACUCUGUCACGCUGUUGGAAGCAGCGGCCCGCAAUGACGUGGAGGAGGUGAGAGAGCUGCUCAACACCGGUGUCAGCCCAGAUCUGGUCAAUGAGGACGGACUGACAGCCCUGCAUCAGUGCUGCAUCGACGACUUUGUGGAGAUAGUUCAGUGCCUGCUAGAUGCUGGUGCCUCUGUGAACGCCUGCGACAGUGAGCUGUGGACGCCGCUGCACGCUGCUGCCACCUGUGGACACACUGGACUAGUGCAGCUCCUCAUUCAGGCUGGAGCCAACCUGCUGGCCGUCAAUGCAGAUGGCAACAUGGCUUAUGACCUCUGUGAGGAUGAGGCCACACUGGAGCUGCUAGAGAUGGUUAUGGCUGAGCAGGGGAUAACUCAGAAGCGGAUAGAUGAAUGCAGAGGAGCGAAAGAGCUGACCAUGCUUGCUGACGUCAAGGCUUUGAUUAACACCGGAGCAGAUUUAAAUGCACAAGACAACAAUGGAGCGACCCUGCUCCACAUAGCAUCUGCCAAUGGCUACAUGUCUGUAGCAGAGCUGCUAGUCGACCAAAGGGCUCAGCUGGAACUGAAAGACUCUGACGGAUGGACGCCGCUUCACGCCGCCGCCUGCUGGGGACAGAUCCAAGUGGUGGAGCUGCUGGUGGCUCACGGAGCCAAUCUGAACUCCAAGUCAGUUUUAGAUGAGACGCCGCUCGAUGUGUGUAUUGAUGAGGAGGUCAGAGGCAAACUGAUGGACUUGAAGAACAAACGCGACGCCAUCAUGAAAAGUCAGGACAAGCAGAAGGGCACGCUGCAAAGACGAGUGUCCAGCACCGGGAGCAGAGGGAAGGUUGUGCGUCGGGUCAGCGUGAAUGAACGCUCCAGUCUGUACCGCCGGGAGCACCACAGGGAGGCCAUUGUGUGGCAGGAGCCGGCGACCACGCCUGAACCGCAGGACGACGACGAGGACAGACAGACUGACAUCGAGCUGCUUCAGCAUGCUCACAUGGUUGCUACCGGAGCAGCAAUGACACGCGUGGAGGAACUGGAGGUUGCCGACAGAAAGAUCGCGUCAUCCAGCGUGGGGAACGGGGAGACGUCCGUGUCUCUGGCUUCCUCUGUGCCUGGCGAGCUGUGGAGCGGCGGGGGCCGCAUGGAUCGCAGCGGCGCCUACGAGCUCAGUCCGCCGUCCGGGCAAGCGGAGGGCGAGGGCGCCGACAGCAUGACUCGGGAGAAAUCGCACCACACCCUGGCCGACCUGAAGCGCCAGCGCGCCGCUGCCAAGCUCAAUAAGUAUCCCGCGCCCCCUCCCCCGCUGCCCUCCACCGCCGAGGUGGAGGAGCCUCCUGUCGCCGCGACGACCCCUCAGGUUCAGCCAGAAAUCCAAACGAUCCCGACUCCAGAGCAGCCGUUGUCGUCUCCCAGUCAAGUGUUCUUCACCCCGGCCAGCGGAGAUCCUCCCUUGCUGAAACUGCGGGCCCCCGAGGAGGAGCAGACCAACAAGGAGCCAUGCUGUGGCCUCAUGUAGACGCUCUCUACUGCCUGCAGGGGGCAGAAGCACUCCAAAGUGACAAACACCUUUAAAAACAGACUUUUGAUUGCAAUGCAUCACUGAUGACUAUCAGUUUAGGCCUCAUGCUAUCUGAUCUCUCAACAGAACGUGUAAUGACUACGUUGGCUUAGAAAUUCAAUAUGUAGAUUCUCUAAAAAAUAAUAAACCACAGAGAUAAAGCUUCUGACUCACUAAGGAAUCAAAGUGCCUUGCAAAAUCAGUUACUACAUUUUUUUCACCUUUUAUCAAACCACAAACUUUACUGUAUUUUAUGGGGAUUUCAUCUGAUGUGCACUACCUUGUGUUGGCCUAACUACGUAGUGGAUAGAAAAGCAUAAAUGGUUGCCAAUGUUUCUUUCUUUUUUUUUUCUUUAUUAUAUACAAAUGCAGAUCUGACCUUUGGCUCGUAUUUGUACACUUUGUAUGACCAGCUUUUGCUGUUUUUGCAGCUUUUAUCUCUACCAGCUUUGCACAUCUAGAGAUUUGUCUUUUUCACAUUUUUCACUACAAAUUAGCUCGAGUUCAGUUAUUCUGACGCAUGAAGAUGCUUUUUCGGAGUCACUGCUUUGUUGCUUUGGCUGUGUCUUCAGAAGUUGAAUUUCGACCCCAGAUUCUGGUUUCAUGGCAUUGAUAGUUGUUGGUUUUUUUUCUACCUUUUUCUGUGUUUAGGCUCAUUCAUCUCCCCAUCAAUCUGACCAGCUUUUCUAUCCCUGCUGACAAAAACUAUUCCCAAAGCAUCAUGCUGCCACCACUAUGUGUCAUGUUAGUUUUUCUAAAUGCAUAGAACAAAGGGUUGCAUUUUGGUCCUCCUUCCAAUAACAGUUUUUUCUUACCAGUCUUUCAUAAAAGGAAAGAUUAGUUGAGAGCUGCCUUGUCAACAGAUUCUCCCAACUUCAUGUUCAUGAUGCUGUUUAUCUAAUAUUCUCUUAAGUCUCUUUACUCAACAAGCGACUGAAAGCACUUGACCGCACUGAAUUUUGUGUAAGGAUAUUAGAUUAAAAGGAGCUGAGCACAAAAUCAAACCACACUUCUUAUUUUAUUUGUACACACAUUAAAGACAUUCAUUGUUUUCAUUCCGUUUCUGUUGUAAAUCACAUAAAAUCCUAUCAAAAUGCAUUUGUUUGUGGUUUUAAUGUGACAAAAUGUGAACGGGUUGCAGGGUGCAGGACAUGACUUUAAUAAAUGGUGAUGGUAUCAACUUUGUAGGGAGUUGAUAUUCUUGAUUUGGCCAAAACUACUGUAAUAUGUGAUGCAAAAACUCACUGGUGGGCGCUUUCCCCAUAUUUUUCUUUUUUCCCCAUUUUAUUUUUUUUUACGCUUUCUUAAAUACUUUACCCUCAUUCACAAAUAUUUGGGAAAGGAGAAUUAAAGUACAUCUUUAAAAUCAUGAUUUGGUUUACAUUUUAAUUUUAGAUACUCGCAUAUAUUCUACUUCUAGGCAUGUUUGCAAUGUUAAGCAUUAAACUGUGUUUAAUGCCUAACAUGCCUAAUGGCCAAAUGUCUCACUAGGCUACAGCAUGGCCUAGUGACACAUUUCCCUCUCAGAUAUUUAUUCUAAAACAUUCGAAAUGCGGAGGAACAUUCCCAUUGCACGUUUUCAGGUGAGACUGGGCUGCCCCGUGCCAAUAAUGGUUUGAUGUCCAGUUUGUCUAUUUCACCCAUUUUCUUCUUCUUCGUUCAGCCUACAUGCUCCAGCUUUGCCCCCCCCUGCUCGGAGGCAUUUGUUUCUGUUGAAUGUAAAGUUUUGAACUCAGGAGAUCUCCAGUAUCCAGUUUGCCUAGAAAUGUGAGUCGGCAUAAACAUGAAGUUGUCUACUACUUAAACUAAUUUCUCUUGAUACGGAAAGAGGUCUUUUUUAAUGACUGGUACAAAGUAUGUGGAUACAUUAAAGAUUUUAUUUUAUUUUUUUUAAUGUUUGGAUUUCUGAAUGAUUUACAGCUUUGUAUUUUGAAUUUAGAAAAAUGCUUGUUCUUUAGCAUUCAAAAAAUUUACAUUUCAAUAUUGUAAUGGUGCAAUUUGUACAUUUAUUUUCCUUUGAUAUGAAAUUAUUUCUCUAAGUCAAUGUACAAUUUACAUUUGUCAAAACCUAUUCUCUGUUCUUCUAUCAGUAUUUGUUUUUCUACUCUCAGAAUUUAAUCACAUUAUUUAUUUGUCUUACUUUGGAGGGGGAUGGGGGGGCGAACAUCUUUUAAAGAUGAUGACAUGAAGGAAAAACUGAAAGAAAAAUAUUUUUGCAUUCACACAAUGAUCAAAGAGUUACUUAAUUGUCACAUUGAUAAUCAGAGUUUUGUGCCUUCAUUUGGUGGCUGGUUUGCAGUUGGUGCACAAUGACCCACAAAUGACGUCGGUGAGCUUUGAGAUUAAAUAUGAUGGACUUGAUGUGCAUUUUAAUGUACCGUUUACUGUAAAACAUCACUGUUUUAUUUUUAUUGAUUGAAAAAAAAGACCUAAAUACAUUGUUUUCACAAAUUAAUUUUGUAUUUCAAUAUUGCAUAAGCACUUAGCACAUCUGGAUAGCAUUCCUACAGAUUACUAAGAUUAUACAUACUAUACUUCAUCCCAGGGACUAAAUACGAUGUAGAAAAAUUC
This is a messenger RNA of Poecilia latipinna (sailfin molly), 5407 nucleotides long. RefSeq names its product protein phosphatase 1, regulatory subunit 16A (gene ppp1r16a). Gene Ontology annotation, cellular component: cytoplasm. The coding region runs from base 1088 to 2794 and encodes 568 amino acids. Gene Ontology annotation, molecular function: enzyme inhibitor activity; protein binding; myosin phosphatase regulator activity. NCBI's taxonomy places the organism in Eukaryota, Metazoa, Chordata, Actinopteri, Cyprinodontiformes, Poeciliidae. The record is from RefSeq and is a predicted model, not a curated record. The transcript is spliced from 11 exons.